UCGACCGCCCGCGCUCGAUUGCUCUUGUCUGGCGGCGGCAGCAUGGCGGCGGGGGCGGUUGAGGUGGCGGCUGCUGUUGUGGAGGUCGGCUCAGCCGGGCAGUUUGAGGAGCUGCUGCGCCUCAGAGCCAAGUCCCUCCUUGUAGUCCAUUUCUGGGCACCAUGGGCUCCACAGUGUGGUCAGAUGAACGACGUCAUGGCAGAGCUAGCCAGAGAACACCCCCAGGUUUCAUUUGUGAAGGUGGGACCUUCCGUUUUAUAUCCAUUUUCUCUCUUCAGGCUCAAAGUACUGACAAAUAAAGCUUCUGUGAUGCUCUUUAUGAAAGGAAACAAACAGGAAGCUAAGUGUGGCUUCAGCAGACAGAUUCUGGAAAUACUAAAUAGUACUGGUGUUGAAUAUGAGACAUUUGAUAUCUUGGAGGAUGAAGAAGUUCGGCAAGGAUUAAAAACUUACUCCAAUUGGCCGACAUACCCUCAGCUGUAUGUGAAAGGGGAGCUUGUUGGAGGAUUGGACAUCGUUAAGGAACUGAAAGAAAAUGGUGAGUUGCUGCCUAUACUGAAAGGAGAAAAUUAAUAAACGUUAGACUUGGUGCCCGGCUGCUGCAAGAAAGACUUCACUCCAGUGGAGCAGUUCACGACUGAGUGCUCAGGAGAGGACUAGCUGUAGAAAAUGCUCGUCCCCAGCUGUACUUUGUGUAUUUCACAAGGUUGGGCUAAACACACGUAUGUGACGUUUUUUCCACCAAAAAUAGAAUGCAAUAAACACCUUCAAGUUCAGUUAAAAAUAA
This is a messenger RNA of Lagenorhynchus albirostris (white-beaked dolphin), 787 nucleotides long. It is a transcript of the gene GLRX3, whose product is annotated as glutaredoxin 3. The transcript is spliced from 8 exons. Bases 43 to 573 code for a protein of 176 amino acids. The record is from RefSeq and is a predicted model, not a curated record. Lineage: Eukaryota; Metazoa; Chordata; Mammalia; Artiodactyla; Delphinidae.